AUGUCUAAUUUGUAUGGAGAUUACAAUCAAAAGAUCGAUUACGUCUUCAAAGUCGUGUUGAUCGGUGAUUCCGCGGUUGGGAAAACUCAGCUGCUUGCUCGGUUCGCUAGGAACGAGUUUAGCGUCGAUUCUAAAGCAACAAUUGGUGUCGAAUUCCAGACUAAAACGCUCGUCAUCGAUAAUAAAACCGUCAAAGCUCAGAUUUGGGAUACGGCUGGUCAAGAAAGAUACCGGGCGGUGACAAGCGCGUAUUACCGUGGAGCGGUUGGGGCAAUGUUGGUCUAUGACAUGACCAAACGUCAAUCAUUUGAUCACAUGGCGAAAUGGCUGGAAGAAUUAAGAGGACAUGCAGACAAAAACAUAGUGAUUAUGCUAAUUGGAAACAAAUGUGAUCUUGGAAGCCUAAGAGCAGUGCCAACAGAAGACGCACAAGAGUUUGCGCAAAGAGAAAACUUGUUCUUCAUGGAAACCUCCGCCCUUGAAGCUACUAAUGUUGAAACCGCGUUUUUGACGAUCUUAACAGAGAUUUAUCGUAUAAUCAGCAAGAAAUCAUUAACAGCUGAUGAUGAUGAUGCAGAUGGGAAUUCAAGUCUCUUAAAGGGAACUAGAAUUAUCAUCCCGAGUGAGCAGGAGAGUGGGAAAAGAGGUGGAUGUUGUGGAAAAUCUUGA
Molecule: messenger RNA, 669 nt
Organism: Arabis nemorensis
Lineage: Eukaryota; Viridiplantae; Streptophyta; Magnoliopsida; Brassicales; Brassicaceae
Source: the annotation of a GenBank genome assembly